Messenger RNA from Trichomonas vaginalis G3, 891 nucleotides. RefSeq names its product spectrin binding. The transcript has a single exon. The record is from RefSeq and is a predicted model, not a curated record. Lineage: Eukaryota; Parabasalia; Trichomonadida; Trichomonadidae. The coding region runs from base 1 to 891 and encodes 296 amino acids.
AUGCCAAGCUCAAGUCACCAAACAAAUGAAAGUGAAUGUGACUUUAGCCAUAUUAAGCCACUUGAAAUAUUUGAGUACCCCAAUCAAGCUUCAAAAAUUAUUUGGGGACUCGAAUCGAAUAAAAUUUUGCAAAUAUCUUCACAAAUUAUAGAUAUGAUCAAAACAAACAAGAUAACUAUAAAAAUGGCAAUCCAUUUGAUUGAAAUUUGUGCAAACAUACGAGUUAAAGAAAUUGGAUUAUAUGCAGAGUUUUAUCAAAAGAUAUUAAACGAAUUUUCGCUAGUCAUCAAACCCAAAGAUAAGAAAUUAGCAGCACUAUUAUAUUAUAAAGGUUUCGAAUUUGAAAACUUCAAACCAAAAUUUACACAAGAAGAAAUUCUCAAUAUCUAUCCGCCGGACUCUCCUUUUUACUACGUUGCUUGGGAUAAAGUCAAUGCUAUUAAAAGUAGAUUCCCAAACCUUGAUGUUAAUGAGAAAUUCGGCCAAUGUUUUACUCUACUUGAUUGUGCAAUUAAAUACGGAUCAGAGUUAUGUUUCAAUUACUUGAUUAAUAUUGGCGCAAAAUAUACUUUUAUCUCAGAAGAUUAUGCAGUUCAAGGUGGAAAUAAAACCAUUUUUAUGAGAUUAAUAGAUGAUGGUCACUCAUUUGAUAAAAUGAUUAACACUGCAAUUGAUUAUCGAAACUUUGAAAUUGCUGAAUAUCUUCAAUGUAAUUUUGGGCAAAUCCCUGAUUCGUUAGCAGAAAGCAUGUAUUUCGGAAAUUUUGAUGUUGCAUCUUUUUUACUAUCUAAUAGAGCAGAUAUCAAUGACGAUUAUAAUCUUUUUCUUUUCAUAUCAAUCAUCGAUUUAAUGCAUUCUCUUUCUCUAUACAUAAAUCAUUCAUUUAUUUAA